Molecule: messenger RNA, 2642 nt
Organism: Cornus florida
Lineage: Eukaryota; Viridiplantae; Streptophyta; Magnoliopsida; Cornales; Cornaceae
Product: elongation factor G-2, chloroplastic
Exons: 4
Coding region: 126-2486 (786 amino acids)
Biological process (GO): mitochondrial translation; ribosome disassembly; translational elongation
Cellular component (GO): mitochondrion; chloroplast
Molecular function (GO): GTPase activity; translation elongation factor activity; GTP binding
Source: RefSeq, a predicted model, not a curated record
UGGUUCAGAAUAACCGAAAUCGAAAGCCAAAGCUCGCAAGGGCGCAAAACACCUCACAGUUUCGUUAUCCCUAAACUAAACACGCCACACCAGAGGAAGAGAGGGAGAGAAAUUCUAGAACAAGAAUGGCCGCAGAGUCAGUAACAAUGUCAUCUGCGUCGGCAGCUUCAUCGCUCUGCAAUUUCAAUGGCUCUCGGAGGCCAUUGCCUCUCUCUCCCAGACGCUUCCUCGGUCUCAACGCCCUCCGACGGCGUCGUACUCACACUCUAACCUCAUCUUCUCUCUCUGAAUUCUUUGGAAGCGUUCGACUCAGCUCAGAGCCUUCCAAGCUCUCAAUUUUGCAGAAGCAACAAAGGAGAAACUUCUGUGUCUUCGCCAUGGCUGCUGAUGAGGCAAAGCGUGCAGUACCGUUGAUUGAUUAUAGGAAUAUUGGAAUCAUGGCUCAUAUAGAUGCCGGAAAGACUACUACAACUGAACGGAUUCUGUACUAUACUGGUAGAAACUAUAAAAUUGGUGAGGUGCAUGAGGGAACAGCUACCAUGGACUGGAUGGAGCAAGAACAAGAACGAGGUAUUACCAUAACUUCUGCUGCAACUACCACAUUUUGGAACAAGCAUCGGAUUAACAUAAUUGAUACUCCUGGCCAUGUCGACUUCACGCUUGAGGUGGAGCGGGCUCUCAGGGUUCUGGAUGGUGCUAUAUGUUUAUUUGACAGUGUUGCUGGUGUAGAACCACAGUCUGAAACUGUGUGGAGACAAGCUGAUAAAUAUGGGGUACCUAGAAUCUGUUUCGUUAACAAAAUGGAUCGUCUUGGGGCAAACUUUUUCCGUACGAGAGACAUGAUAGUUACAAACUUGGGUGCCAAACCACUUGUUCUUCAAAUACCAAUUGGUUCAGAAGAUGUUUUCCGAGGAGUUGUUGAUCUUGUAAAGAUGCAAGCUAUAGUUUGGUCGGGAGAAGAAUUGGGUGCGAAGUUUGCGUAUGAGAAUAUUCCGGCUGAUCUUGAAGAGUUAGCUCAAGACUACCGUGCACAGAUGAUAGAGACCAUAGUGGAGUUGGAUGAUGAAGUUAUGGAGAGCUACCUAGAAGGAGUUGAGCCCGAUGAGGAAACUAUUAGGAAAUUGAUUAGGAAGGGAACUAUCUCAGCCAGUUUUGUGCCCGUUUUAUGUGGUUCAGCUUUUAAAAACAAGGGAGUUCAGCCGUUGCUUGAUGCCGUAGUGGAUUAUUUGCCUUCACCACUUGACUUGCCACCAAUGCAAGGAACUGACCCUGAGAACCCAGAGGUGACAAUUGAAAGGGGUGCAAAUGAUGAAGAACCAUUUGCAGGGCUAGCUUUCAAGAUCAUGAGUGAUUCAUUUGUUGGGUCCCUUACAUUUGUGAGAAUAUACGCAGGGAAGCUUAGUGCAGGGUCAUAUGUACUGAACUCAAACAAAGGAAAAAAAGAAAGAAUUGGUAGACUUCUGGAAAUGCAUGCUAACAGUAGAGAGGACGUCAAAGUUGCUCUAGCUGGUGAUAUUGUUGCCCUUGCCGGUCUAAAAGACACCAUUACAGGAGAAACACUGUGUGACCCUGAGAAGCCUAUUGUUCUUGAACGGAUGGACUUUCCUGAUCCUGUAAUAAAGGUUGCAAUUGAACCCAAGACUAAAGCCGAUGUUGAUAAGAUGGCGACAGGCUUAAUUAAGCUUGCUCAAGAAGACCCAUCCUUCCACUUCUCACGGGAUGAAGAGAUCAACCAGACAGUUAUUGAAGGAAUGGGAGAACUGCAUCUCGAGAUUAUUGUUGAUCGACUCAAGAGGGAAUAUAAGGUUGAGGCUAAUGUUGGUGCACCACAAGUGAACUACCGUGAAAGCAUUUCAAGAGUUUCAGAAGUGAAAUAUGUUCACAAGAAACAGUCAGGUGGACAGGGACAGUUUGCUGAUAUCACAGUAAGGUUUGAGCCCAUGGAAUCAGGUGGCGGGUAUGAGUUCAAGAGUGAAAUCAAGGGAGGUGCUGUGCCAAGAGAAUAUAUUCCAGGGGUAAUGAAAGGAUUAGAGGAGUGCAUGAGUAAUGGAGUGCUUGCAGGCUUUCCUGUUGUUGAUGUUCGUGCCGUACUAGUAGAUGGUUCUUACCAUGAUGUCGAUUCAAGUGUCUUGGCAUUCCAGCUGGCAGCCAGAGGAGCUUUUCGGGAAGGGAUAAGGAAAGCUGCUCCAAAGAUGCUAGAACCCAUAAUGAAAGUUGAAGUUGUUACCCCUGAAGAGCACUUGGGAGAUGUUAUAGGUGAUCUCAACUCAAGGAGAGGCCAGAUAAACAGCUUUGGUGACAAACCUGGUGGUCUCAAGGUGGUUGAUUCCUUGGUUCCGCUAGCUGAAAUGUUUCAAUAUGUCAGUACACUCCGGGGAAUGACAAAAGGCCGAGCUUCCUACACCAUGCAGUUAGCCAAGUUUGAUGUUGUCCCUCAACACAUCCAGAACCAGCUCGCUGCGAAAGAAGAAGCAAUUGCUGCUUAAUUUUCUUCCCAUCGGUCAAGCAUCCAAUACAAAGAAGCGCCUUCGUCUUUUUGUAAACUUAAUGUCAGUGUCCAACAAGCCAAUUCUUUUUGUACCAAACCCAAAAAGGUGUAAUUCAAGUCAACUUUAUAGAAAAGGUUUUGAAGCAGUGUGAAA